Molecule: messenger RNA, 414 nt
Organism: Penicillium manginii
Lineage: Eukaryota; Fungi; Ascomycota; Eurotiomycetes; Eurotiales; Aspergillaceae
Product: EthD domain-containing protein
Exons: 1
Coding region: 1-414 (137 amino acids)
Molecular function (GO): oxidoreductase activity
Source: RefSeq, a predicted model, not a curated record
AUGACCGUCACCGCCCUCAUCCACGCCUAUCGCAAGCCGGGUCUCUCAGUUGAAGAUUUCAAGAAACACUACGAAGCGCAUGUUGAGCUUCUCAAACGCCUGACCGCUGAUGAUUUCCCGCUCUCGCAUAAACGAACAUAUGUUGCUCGCCACUCCUUUGAGACACCCCGCUAUGAGGCAUCCGCCCGCAAUGCCACAACCCCCGCAAUCUUACUUGCUGGCCAACAGGCAGAUUUCGACUUUGACGCCUAUGCAGAAUUAACAUUCGCAAAUCAAGUUUCCCUUGCGGCCUUUGCAGCGAAGACUCAGACUCCAGAGGCAGCGACCCAGAUUGCUGCAGAUGAGGAGAAGUUCCUUGAUCGCUCUAAGACUGGGAUUGUGAUGAUGGGGGAAGCGAUUGAAACGAAGAAGUGA